This is a messenger RNA of Rhodamnia argentea, 1102 nucleotides long. Its product is annotated as peroxidase P7-like. NCBI's taxonomy places the organism in Eukaryota, Viridiplantae, Streptophyta, Magnoliopsida, Myrtales, Myrtaceae. The record is from RefSeq and is a predicted model, not a curated record. The coding region runs from base 32 to 1000 and encodes 322 amino acids. Gene Ontology annotation, biological process: hydrogen peroxide catabolic process; response to oxidative stress. The transcript is spliced from 5 exons. Gene Ontology annotation, molecular function: peroxidase activity; heme binding.
CACGGUUCGUUAUUAGUGAGCUAAAGAAAAAAUGGCCACUCCUUCUUCGUUUUCGAAGGCCGUUUUGACUUGGGCUUGCGCUGUGCUCCUUAUCGGCUGCACGAGCGCUCAACUUUCGACCAACUAUUACGCCAAAACUUGCCCCAAGCUCUUCCCAACGGUGAAGAAAACCGUGCAUGCGGCGAUUGCCAAAGAGACCCGCAUGGGCGCCUCUCUCCUCCGGUUGUUCUUCCAUGAUUGCUUCGUCAAUGGUUGCGACGGAUCGAACCUCUUGGACGACACGCCUACUUUCACCGGAGAGAAGAAUGCGACCCCUAACAGAAAUUCCCUACGAGGGUUCGAUGUGGUGGACAAGAUUAAGUUCGCAGUGGAGAAAGUGUGCCCAGGCAUUGUCUCGUGUGCUGAUUUGUUGGCGAUUAUCGCCCGAGAUGCGGUUGAGAUACUGGGAGGGCCAGGGUGGGAUGUGAAGCUGGGAAGGAGAGAUGCGAGAACGGCGAGCCAGGCAGCAGCCAACAACAGCAUUCCUCCUCCAACUUCUAACCUCAACGCCCUCAUUUCCAGUUUCCAAAAUCACGGCCUUUCCCAAAAGGACCUCGUCGCUCUAUACGGAGCGCACACAAUUGGGCAAGCGAGAUGCACAAACUUCCGGGCCAGGAUCUACAACGAGAGCAACCUCGACAGGUCAUUCGCUGCGACGACGAAGAGAAACUGCCCACGCAUCACCGGCGUCGGCGAUAACAACCUGGCCGGGCUCGACUUCCAGAGCGCGACAUCGUUCGACAACACCUACUUCGUCAACCUCAUGAGGAAAAGAGGACUCCUCCACUCCGACCAGCAGCUCUUCAACGGCGGGUCCACCGACUCGCUCGUCAGGGCUUACGCCAAAAGCCAAGGCACCUUCUACAAGGACUUUGUGGCAGCCAUGAUCAAUAUGGGCGACAUCAAGCCCCUCACAGGAUCCAAGGGCGAGAUCAGGAAGAAAUGUAGGAGGGUCAAUUAAUUGCUGACAAACCAUUCCGUAAUCUCCAAACAUCGGAGACAAAUAAUCGAUAAUAGUGUGGAAAACCAAGAGAGAAGCUUUCUUAUGUCCUUUAAAGCUUAA